Molecule: messenger RNA, 1514 nt
Organism: Daphnia pulicaria
Lineage: Eukaryota; Metazoa; Arthropoda; Branchiopoda; Diplostraca; Daphniidae
Product: achaete-scute complex protein T8-like
Exons: 1
Coding region: 136-1272 (378 amino acids)
Biological process (GO): developmental process; regulation of transcription by RNA polymerase II
Molecular function (GO): protein dimerization activity; DNA-binding transcription factor activity, RNA polymerase II-specific; RNA polymerase II transcription regulatory region sequence-specific DNA binding
Source: RefSeq, a predicted model, not a curated record
UCGCAGCGGAAUCAGUCGCGUGCGCGCGCUUUGCUGGCCAUCUCCGAUUUCCGUUUUUACCUUCAACUUUCGCUCUCGUCCAACCCGUCCGUCGUCGGUGCAGUUUCAAAUCAAAACCACUCCGCCACCGCCGCCAUGAGUCAAUCAACGAAAUUCAACGUCCUCCAACCUUCGUUCGGCAACAACAACAACAACCGACUAGUUCCGCACCCGAAUCAACAUUCCGUCGAGGCUACGAAAGCGGAAGCGUCGCCACUUCAACGAUCCACCAGCGUCCGCAAGAGUUUCAAGCGUCGGCUGCCUCAACAGAAUCUGCCCGUCCGCGACACUUCCCUGCUGCCCGUUUCCAUCAGCCAUCAACCGUCGUCUCCUUACGUCAAUAGCGUCCCGCCGUCCGUUUCGUCAUCGGCCGGACGGGUCGGGACUAAAAACAGUUUGGGACCCGACCCGCCAGCUUCGGUGGCCCGUCGCAACGCCCGCGAACGCAAUCGGGUCAAGCAGGUCAACACGGGAUUCGCCGUUUUGCGCCAACACAUUCCGGUUCUGUGCGGAUCGGUGAUUGUUUACGGCGGAUCGCCUCACUGCUCCGAGCCGCUGUCUUCAUCCUCUUCUUCCUCCUCUUCCUCCUCAUCGCCUCCGGCCAGCAGCAGCAGCAGCAAGAAGAACAAGAUGAGCAAAGUGGAGACCCUGCGGUGCGCUGUCGAGUACAUCCGCAAUUUGGAGAAGCUCCUGGCAACGGGCGGCGGAUCGGAGUUGGAACAGGAUCAACUGUCCAUCAAAGAGGAGCCGCUGGAUUGCCUUCCGUACGAGCUGGAUGUCGCAGUCGGAUCGCCGUCGAUCCAGGAGUCGCGCGAAAACAUUUCACCUUUGGAGAUUGCCGGUCUCUCGACUUCGGCCAACGACUUGUCGGGUUUCUACGACUCGAGUUCGUCGCCGGAAUUGCAGAGUCCCGACGUCCAGCAUCAGCAGAACCAGCGUUUCUUAUUCCCGUUCCUGCUGGAAGCUUCGCCGACCGGUGCUGAUGUGCCGACUGGCGAGCAGAAACGAAUCAAAACUGAGCAGGAUCCGGCGGCUGAAUCGGCUGCCCUGUUCAAGCAGGAACUCCUGCGCUCCCUGUCGUGCUGGAACAGAUCGGAUGUGGAGCAACCACUGCCGGAGCUUCUGCUGGAUCACCCGGGGCAGACGGAACAACAGCAGAACUCGGCCAUCCAAAACAUAUCGGAUCACAGUCUGCUGGAAUCCCUCAACAGCUGGUGGGGUUCUAGCCUGUAGAAAAACCGCGCUAAAUCCUCUCACCCCCGCUUCCAUUUUACCUUCAUCCAUCCAUCCAUCGUUUAAGAAAACAGCCCCCACCCCUCAUCUCGCCUUGUAUUCCUGUACAUAACAAUCGCUCCAUAUUAUUUGCAAUCUGGUCCCGCACAUCAAAAUCAGAUGUUUCAUCCGAGCAAUGAAAUGUCUAUAAUAACCCACCGUCUCAUCCCUUGUAUCAUACCCGCACACAUUGAAUUAUCAAU